AGGUAGGUGAGCACACAAAUCAUGUGACUUGUACCUUCAUAGCCUUGUCCAUGAAUAUUCUGAAUAGAUGAGGGAGUGAGAUAAGUCAAGGUGUGUCCUUGACAAACACGACAGCAGCAAGUGUGUGUAUGUGCGUGCGUAGAUGCACUUCAUCAAUCCUGACAUUUUUAGUAAGCGAGACAUGAUUGAAGUUGCUGGAAAAGAAUGCAAGUCAGUGUAAUGUUUUUUUCUGCAUCUGUGUCCAUACAGCGCAACAUGAAGCGUAAUGGCAGUCGGGGCUGCAUGACCAGAAAGAGCAGAUUUGGAUCCAGGGAGCGUGACUGGCUGAAGAGUGACACCCAGCGGGGCUGUGUGUGUCUGUAUGGGGCCACUGUGGACCCCCAGCUACCUGCAUCAGGACCCCAGGCCUCGUCUACUCCUCAGCCAGACCUGCAGCUGGUGCUGUGCUCCACCAGCACCAGCGUGGAGGAGAUGAGCGCCCAGAGGGAUGGACAUGAAAUCUAUGUCCAACUGCAUGGAGACUUGCUCAGGAGGCUGGAGCCCGCAGAGCGUCCUCUCCAGAUGGUUUAUGACUAUCUGACUGCUAUGGGCUAUGCAGACCCAGUGCGUGUGCAGCAGGAGGCAGCCAAUUCAGACCUCAGCUGCUUGAUCCGCUUCUACAGUGAGCGACCCCUAAAUGCCGACCAGCUGGAGCGCACCCUACUGAAGGGCGUGUUCAGCGUCAGGAAGGGCAAGACGCAGCUGCACAAGUGGGCUGAGCGGCAGGUCAUUCUCUGCGGAACAUGUCUCAUUGUGGCCUCCGUUAAAGACAGCCUAACGGGCAAGAUGCACAUCCUGCCUCUGGUGGGGGGAAAGGUGGAGGAGGUGAAGAGGAGACAACACUGUCUGAUGUUCAGCUCUGCAGGAUCGCAGGCUCAGACCUACUUUGUCAACUUUGACACACUGACUGACUACCAGCGAUGGCAUCGGCAGGCAUCCAAAGUGGUGUCUCAGACUGUCAGCCUGGUAGACCUAUCCUGCUACAGUCUGGAAGCGCUGCCUGAUUAUCUGUUCUACAGCCAAGACGUCACACACCUCAACUUGCGACACAACUUCAUGAACCUGCUGGGGCCUGGAGGUCUGCUCCACCUCCCCAGGUUCUCUCAGUUGAAGAGCUUGAACUUGUCUCACAACCGUCUGGGAACCUUUCCUGAAUGUCUUUGUGAGAUCCUAACUCUCACUGAGCUCAACCUCUCCUGCAACAACCUCCACACUGUGCCUGUGCAGGUCGGCAACCUGCAAAGCCUCCAGACUCUGUCUUUAGAUGGAAAUCACCUAAGCUCCCUGCCUGCUGAGCUGGGCGCUCUCUCCCAGCUCAGCAGUCUGGGGCUCUCCUUCAACAACUUCAGUCACAUCCCCGCUGUGCUGCAGGGACUGAGCGGCGUGGACAAGUUGUCCAUGGCAGGAAACCAAGUGGUGUGUCUGGAAGUGUGUGCUCUGCUCUCUAUGAGCCAUCUAAAACACAUUGACCUCAGGCUAAAUGGACUACGCUGCCUAAAAGGUGAAAGUCCAGAAGCAGUGAACCAGCUGACCCACUUGGACCUACGAGACAACUGUUUGGACUCACUGGACCUCGCUUCUGUCUGCAAUCUGGAGAUGCUUAACUGUCAACGUAAUCAACUGAGAGCGCUGAGUGUCAGCGGUUUCACCCUGCGAAUGCUUCACGCCAGCUGCAACCGCCUUAGUACAGUCAGCGUUUACCCAGUGCCAAACCAGCUGACACAUUUGGAUUUAUCACAGAACCUUCUGGAGUAUAUCCCAGACUGGGUGUGUGACUGCAAGAACAUAGAGAUGCUGGAUGUCACGCAUAACCUCCUUUCAGAGCUUCAUUCCAGAUUGCUCAACAGCUUGAGUUUGAAAAAGCUGCUGGCAGGCUACAACUGCUUGCAGAGAGUGCCUGACCUGCUGGACCACGUCCCCCUGGAAGUCCUGGACCUCCAGCACAACAAGAUAGGAGAACUCCCAGAGGGUCUUUUUUUCAAAGCUUUAAACCUAAAACAUUUAAAUGCGUCAGCCAAUGCUUUGGAAACUAUACCUCCCAGCGGCCAAUCAGACGAGAGUCUCAGCACGCUUCAGGAGUUCUACCUGACGAGGAACAAACUCACUGAAGAGUGUGGUGUUCUGUUGGUGGGACACCACAACCUGAGGGUCCUGCACAUAGCCUACAACCAGCUGCUCUCCUUCCCUGCAAGUAAACUGAGUAAGCUGGAGCUGCUGGAGGAGCUCAAUCUAAGUGGCAACCAGCUGAAGAGCAUACCAUCCACCGUGUCCAGCUGUAAGAGACUGCAUACCCUCAUCGCACACUCCAACAAUAUCACGGGCUUUCCAGAGAUCCUCAACCUUCCAGAAAUCAAGCUUGUGGAUCUGAGCUAUAACCAGCUAAACGAGAUCCAAUUUCCCGACUCGCUGCCGCCUACCCUACAGGAGCUUGACUUGACGGGCAACAGCAGCCUGAUACUAGAACACAAAACCCUUAAUCUGUUCAGUCACAUCACCACAUUGAAAUUGGACCAGAAAUCCACCACAACAGGAGAUUCACAAAACGCCUCCACUCCCUGGAGCCACGGCUACUCGGAAAUGAGAGGUCAAAGGAACAAGUUGUGCGUGUCCGUGCUGGCCAUCGACCGCCUUGGAGACAGUGUGGAAGCGUGUUACGGCAUCUUUGAUGGCGACCGCAAUGAGGAAGUGCCUCGGCUGCUUCAGUGCACCAUGGGUGACGUGCUGUGUGAAGAAGUGCAACAUUCCAGUAUUGACAGCGUGUAUAUGAGCAACACCUUCCUAACGUCACACAGGAAACUAGGUAUGGCCGGGCAGAAAUUGGGGGCCUCUGCUUUGCUGUGUUAUCUCCACCAUGAGUCCUCAGAGCCAGGAGGCUACCUGAGUGUGACUGUGUCCAAUGUGGGGACCUGCCAGGCGGUGCUGUGUCGGGGCGGCCAACCCGUACCACUGUCUAAGGUUUACAGCCUGGAGAACUGCGCUGAGGAGAUGGAGAGAGUUAAACUCAACAAAGCCAUUAUUACGGAGGAUAACAAAGUGAGCGGUGUGACAUGCUGUUCCCGCCUGCUGGGCUGCUCUUAUCUGGCCCCCUGGGUGCUUCCGAAGCCCUGGGUACACACUGAGCCGCUCUCUUCCCACGACGAUUUCCUGAUCCUGGGGAACCGAGCGUUGUUUGAGCGGGUGUCCUACCAGGAAGCUGUAGGCACCGUUCAGGCCGUGCGGGAUCCACACGCUGCUGCCAAGAAGCUUUGCUCGCUGGCGCAGAGCUAUGGAUGCAAGGAUAACAUUGGAGCUGUAGUUGUGGCGUUGAACAUUGCAGAGGACAGUUGCACCUGCGGGCCACCAGUGGACACCACCGGUCCUCCGCCUGUCCCUUUGCCUGUGUCCAUGACGCCAGCUCCUAGCGACACAGCUACCCUGUCCUCCACUAGUGGGGUUGUCUCAGAGUUCAACAGUGAGACGUCAGCAUCCGAAAUAGGCAGCGAGGCGGGAUCCACUGCUUCUGAUGAGCAUCCAUCCUCAGGAGCUGCUCCCCGCCCAGAAAGACGGUGUAGCCUUCAUCCUAGCACGACUCUGUGUGGCAUCAUUGUCCCAGCCUCGGUGGGACUAGUCAGCCACAUGGGAGUAUUCCAGCGGCAACCGUCCUGUGCCACAUUCUCCAGCAAGCACUCGGACAACGGCUUAGACAGUGACGACGAGACUCCUCUGGAGGGCGUCAUCUCCAAUGGCAGCAAGUUGGAAGUAGAGGUGGACAUUCACUGCUGUGCUUUUCAGCUGCGGUCAAGCGCCCCUGAGGGUACCAAGGACCUUGAGCUGGAAAAGAGGGGUUGUGAUUAUCCCAAUAGAAAGAUGCGCAGGCAGAACAGCGUUGUGGUCUCUUCAACAAACGGCUGUCUGUUGGCGGUUUGUGGAAGAGAGAGCUCCGACCUAAAGAAGUCACCUUCUGCAUCAAGCUUAUUCGGGAAGAAACUCUCCAAUGGUUCAGUGGUGGCCCCAGAGGACAGUCAUAAUCUCAUCGAAGUGGCCCUGGAAGCUCCUAAGAAGAAGUCUGGGUAUUUCACUGCACCAGCACAGCAAGACCCAGAAGACCAGCUGAUUGUGCCUCCUUGUCUGGAGCAGGAAGUACGGGAGCAGCUUAAAGGGCAGAGCCCUGUUGUCUCAGGCCCAUCUGCUACAUCCAUACCCCCUUCUUUGAAAGACUCAGGGUGCAAUCAAUCCCACCCUCCUCCCUUUGCCCCCAACAUGGUGCCAGGCCCUGGAGCGACUCCCAUCCUAAAGCAGGUGUAUGAUACUGCCCUCUAAAAGGGGAACACCGCCCAACUUGGCUGCGAUGCUGUUAUUGUGCCCCCCUCCCUCCCCAGGGAAGCAAAGGACAUACUUCUUCAGUAAAGUCACCAACACUCCAUUUUCUCACGUAAUGUGUGAAAUGAAAUGGAAGUGUCAUGAAUCAACCCUUUGUUACCUGGAAAUCCUCAGUUUGGUCGAGCAUGUGCAGGAUGGUGUUCAUUGCAGGUCACAUUCUUCUUGAAAAAGUGCCUCUUGCAGACGACUCAGCCUCCCAAGUCUUAGUAUAGAGCUUCUUACUCACAGAAUAUUAGAAGGAAGGACGGUGUGUCUGAAAGACCAUCAUCUUCCUCAUGUGUCUUAUGAAAUGAAAUCAAACAACACAACCACCUUUCAUCACAUUUCCACUAAGUGGUUUGUUUCAAUUCAGUUUUCCAUAACAUAGUUUGGAAACAUUUAACCCUGAUUGAGGAUGACGAGGACCGUAAUGUGUGUCCACACCCUUUUUGUUAUGGUUCCACUCUGGUUGGUCCCCAAUGGAAGUGUGUCAUAAUGGAGUUCAGUAUUGAUACACUAAUGUAAGCAAUUGAAGGAUGCCUCUGGGGAUACAUAGUGGUUGUCUAGUAUGCAUUUCUUGUUUUGACACUCUUGACAAUGAAAACGCAAAAAAAAUGUGAUUAACCAAUCUGUACUACUGCUGGAGAGAAAACCAUACUUGCCAACCCUCCUAAAUUUUCCGGGAGACUCCCGAAUUACAGUACCUCUCCCGAAAAUCUCACGGGACAACCAUUCUCCCAAAUGUCUCCCGAUUUCCAGACAGACAACAAGGCACGCCCCCUCCAGGUCCAUGCGGACCUGAGUGAGAACAGCCUUUCGUCACGUCCGCUUUUCCUCCAUAUAAACAGCGUGCCGGCCCAGUCACGUCAUAACAUCUACGGCUUUUGGAGUGUGCACAACUGCACACAGAACAAGAAGGAGACUAUUAUAUAUGUCUCCGUUAUCCAUAGGUUUAUCUAUAACCCAUAAAGUAGGCAGGCACGGAGCUAUUUCUCAGCGUGUAUUUAUUCCAGCUGCCACGUUAAUACACUGACACACAACAUCCGGAUUCCCAUCAUGCAUUGCUUCAAACCUACGGCAAGUAGAAAAGUCCAAAAACAUAACAUAGAUGAAGCCAAAGAACAGUCAUGGCGACGACGAGUAAGAAGAAGAAGUACGCUUGCAAGUCAUCAGAGAAGGUGUUCAGCAUGGUUAGAAAGAUAGUGACAGAGAAUAAAACGAGGAUGG
Nerophis ophidion (straightnose pipefish) is the source of this 5604-nucleotide messenger RNA. It is a transcript of the gene phlpp2, whose product is annotated as PH domain and leucine rich repeat protein phosphatase 2. Bases 205 to 4338 code for a protein of 1377 amino acids. Lineage: Eukaryota; Metazoa; Chordata; Actinopteri; Syngnathiformes; Syngnathidae. The record is from RefSeq and is a predicted model, not a curated record. Gene Ontology annotation, molecular function: protein binding. The transcript is spliced from 18 exons.